CCAUGUUGUGGGGCGGCAGGGUGCAAGUCGCCGCGCUCGGCCCGCGUCGGCAGCCAAGUCCGCUGGUGCAGGGGCGGGCGAGGAGGACCUCAAGCAGGAGGCGGCUACGGAUGAUGCGCCAGCCCUUUGCGUGGGCGGAGCGGUCCUAGCCGGCGCGCUCGGCCCGCACUAGCUUUGGCUGCACCCCAGGGCAAGGUAGUAGCUGAAGAGGAGCAGACUGCACUGAUCCCACGCGGCCGCCAUGCCAAGGCCAAGUCGACUGAGCCAAUCAAGCCGAAUGACGGCGAGGAGGGUGAAAAGGCGGGUACGGAGCUGGAGAAGGAGCAGGUAGACGUCCCAGCACUAGGCGUGGGUCGUCGCUGUGCGAGCCGGUAUGCUCGGUGCACGCUUGCUAUGGCUGCGCCGGCAGGCAAGGUAGCAGCGGAGGAGAAGCCGAGAGCCCCGAUCCCACGCGGCCACAGAGUCGAUGUCAAGUCCCCCGAGGUUAUCAGGCUGGACGACAGUGACGAGGAGGAAAAGGAGGAUGCAAAGCUGGAGGAGAAGAAUGAAGGCGCGCCAGCAAUUGGAGUGAGUUGGCAUGGUGCCAGCCGACGCACUCCCGCCCAUGUACAAGCUCCGGCUACGACCAGAAGGGCUUCACCUUCAACAAGUACAACUGAGAUAGGGGAUGUGGCUGGGGAGGCCCUGCCCAUCCGAGCCACUCGCCAGCGUAGGCCGACUAUGAAAGCAGCUGCCGCAGCAGAGGAGAAGGUGCCACGAAAGGCAACAAGAAGGGUGGUAAAGAAGACUGUUUCCCAGCAGGAGAAACAAGGAAAACCAGAAGAUGCCGUCUCUGAUGCAGAGGCUGUGCCUGCACCAGUUUCUGAAGUAGGAUGUGGUAAUCCUGAAGACUCGGAAGAGGCUUCUGGUCCUCAGAAUAGAGAGCACAAGCAAGAAGACAAAGUGGUGAUCAUUGAGGAUGAGAAACUGAUGGAAGAGACCCCGGCACAAUAGCAAAUGGAAUGCAUGGAUUAUUCAACACUACAAGAACAGCAAAUGGAUGUUGAGAAGUUUCCUACUCCCUUGGCCAGCCAUGAAAGUGAAAUGGGGAAUUUCAAUGAGGUACCACAUGACACAGAGGAAACCAAUGAGGUUAAUACAGAAGUUGAUCUUGUCGGUCAGCAGAAGGAAGAUAUCAGUAUUGAGUUGCAGGCUGACUUGGCAGGUGUGUCUGUUGUUGAUUGCUCAGGGAAUAUUGAUCUGUUUGCUGAAGAGGAGACCAACGAGGUCAAUACUGAGGAUGGUCUUUCUUGUCUGGACAAGGAAGAUGUGGCUGUUGAUGCGACGUUGCCUGACACGGUGGCUGGUGUCAUUACUUCUGUUUGCUCAAGCAAUACCAGGUGCGAUGAAGUGGAGAAAUCAGGAGAUAUAACUAGUGACAUGCAUGAGAGCCUAGUUGCAUUGGAUGAGGAUGGUGAGGAAACAAACUUCUAUGCUGAUAAAUUGAGUGAAGUGGUCAUUGGUGACGAUGUGUCCCAAGUCACGGUGACAGACAACAAUGUUGUUCAGGAGGAAACAAUGCCACAUAGCACAGCUGCAAUGCAUGAUGAUGUCGAGGGGGAUCAGUUCCAAACUGUUUUUGUUCAUGCUGAUCAAGUAGUGGCUGCUGGCAGUCUGCUGGAAGUGAAAAUGACAGAUUGUGAAGCUGAGGAGGAGAAGACAGCACUGAUCAUUGAUGAGCAGCAACAGAUCACAGUUACAAUGGAUGAAGAUGCUGUUGAUAUUCAUUUCAAAACUGAUGUUGUCCAAGCCGAUGAGCAAAAGGAAGAGGUAACUAUUGAUGACGUGCCAGAAUUCACAUGGAAAGAUGUUGAAGUUGUCGAGGAUGAUAAGACAGUUGUGAUCACUAAGGAGGUGCCACAGAUCAUAGAUGCAAUGGAUGAGAAUGUCGAGGGAGAUCAAUUCCAAAAUGGUUUUGUUCAUGCUGAUCAAAUAGUCACUUCUAACAACAUACCGGAUCUAAAAGUAACAGAUUGUGAAGUUGUUGAGCAGGAGAAGACAACACUGAUCAUUGAUAAGAAGCAACAAAGCACAGUUAUAAUGGAUGAUGAUCUUGUUGGUAAUCAUUGCGAAACUGAUGCUGUCCAUGCUAAUGAACUGAAGGAAGUUGCAGCUACUGAAGAAGUGCCACAACUCACAGGCACAACAGAUUACGUUUCUGAUGAGAACAAGGUAGUUGUGAUCACUGAGGAGGUGACACACUGCACUGGUACAAUGGAUGAGUGUAUUCAGGAAAAUCAUUUUGAAAUUUGUUUCCUUCAAGAUGAUGAAUUGGAUAAUGCAGUUGUUAAUGACAACGUGUCAGAAGUCACGGGGAUAGAUGGAGCUGCCAAGAAUACCUUCACCUGUGAUAUUCCACAAGAGCUAAACAUUGCAGAAGGAUAUAAUGAUCACAUGACCCAAACAUUGCUUGACAAUGUCACUGAGUCCACGUGCAACAACAUUAUCACUGUGGAGCCAACAGUGUUUGUAUCCGAGGGUACAUCAGUGUGCAACACCAGCAGUGAGAAGAACACUACUGAACCGGUGGCAGUGCAAGAAGAGAAGGGAUUGAAGGAGGUCAAGAAAUCUAUGGAUUUGAAUAACCUUAGCCUAGGCCAGCUUAGAGCCAAGCUCAAGAAGAAGCUCAACGCCAAGAAGAACAAAGAAGCAAAGAGGGUGGCCCUCGCCAGGGUGGAUGAGAAUGUGUGUCGAUCCCACUCAAAGGUGCAGCAGCAAAAGUUGAAUCUGAAACAGCAUUAACCUGGAGAAGAAGCUCUAAUAUAUUCCGUCUGCAUGCCAUAUAGUAUGAGUAUGAGGUUGUGGUGAAACUGUGGUUUCUCCGACCUUAGCAUCUAACUUUUAUGUGUCCAUGUUCUUUCAUGUGUUUGCGUGUUUGCUUGAAGAGAGGCAUGAGACGAUUCGGCUGUAUUUUGUCCAAGUCAGAUCGUUGGCUAGUACCCAGCCUUGAAGUGUGAGUGGUUUGCUGGUGUUGGUUGCCUGUCUUAUUUUGAUCUUCUAUUACUGAUUGGGAAAACUUGCUAAUAUAUAGUAUUUUAU
Panicum virgatum (switchgrass) is the source of this 3078-nucleotide messenger RNA. RefSeq lists its product as uncharacterized. The record is from RefSeq and is a predicted model, not a curated record. Lineage: Eukaryota; Viridiplantae; Streptophyta; Magnoliopsida; Poales; Poaceae. The transcript has 4 exons. The coding region runs from base 997 to 2781 and encodes 594 amino acids.